Ogataea philodendri is the source of this 6471-nucleotide messenger RNA. RefSeq lists its product as uncharacterized. Bases 1 to 6471 code for a protein of 2156 amino acids. The record is from RefSeq and is a predicted model, not a curated record. Lineage: Eukaryota; Fungi; Ascomycota; Pichiomycetes; Pichiales; Pichiaceae. Gene Ontology annotation, cellular component: nucleus; cytosol. The transcript has a single exon. Gene Ontology annotation, biological process: proteasomal ubiquitin-independent protein catabolic process. Gene Ontology annotation, molecular function: peptidase activator activity; proteasome binding.
AUGACGGGCGACUAUAAUAAGAUUCGGAGUUACUUGAUGAACUCUCCUCGAGAAAGCUCGCCGUUGUCACGAACGGUUUCAGGAACCAACAUGUCACGAAUGAGCUCAAUUCUGCAGAAUAACCUGGUAGACUCGAGAAAAUAUAAUAGUUCCACGGCAACGUUGAAGUCCUACGAUACGUCAGACGACUCCGAGUGUCUGACGCACUAUGGUCUGAAUGUGCCGGAGGACGACGACGAAACCAUGCGACUGCAGCUGGACAAAUCAUCUCAGUUCUAUUCGACCGAUGUUCGCAAAGAUCUCAACCCAAAGAAACUGCUACCUUACAAGACAGAGUCUAUUAAAGACCAAUAUCGCUAUCUUAGUCAUGUUGUUUCGCAUCUCUAUAUUGCCAUCAAGUCCGAGGAUUUGAAAGGCGCAUUAAGUGUCAGUGUUGCUGAUCUCGAAAAGGCAAGAUCGAUCCUCUUGAGUCAAUCGUCUGAAGAGUAUAAUGACCACUUCUACGAGACAUUGAACCAGACAGAAAGUGAAAGAGAAGACAUGGACACCGACCAGGAGAAUCUCGACGAAGAUGAUUACGACGAAAGUUCUGCAUCUGAAGCCGAAGACGACCAGUUUGCCGCCACUCCUGUUCCAAAUAUCGAGGUGCGAUCCGCCGCCAUCAUCAAUUUGAAGCACUGGACCAAGGAACUGAAAAAUCUGCUGAGAAUGGGUCUCGUGAUCCCUGUUCCUUUGACUAUUGCCCUCGUCAAGGUGUUUUAUGCGCUCAUCCUUUCAAGGGGCCAGGAUAUCAACAUCCAGUUCUACAUUGGGGUUUCGUUCCUGCUUCUCAAGGAGAAAGAUCUUCUAUUUGAAAAGGGACUCAGACUCGAUUGGAGACCUUUCCACGAGGAACUCUCGAGCAUUAUGGCUGACGCAAGUGGCACCUCUCAUUUUACAGACGAGCACAGAUUUGGACAUUUGGUCAAGUUUGCCGGAAAGGUGAACACGUUCUUUGAUGAAGAUAGCGUUCCAGAAAUCAUGGCUAAGAUUAUGGCCAGAUACAACAACCAGUCAGUUUCCAUCUCAUUUGUCCAGAUGGCCGUUUUGAUUCCAAUUGUGCUCAAGAAGCCAGUUGUGAAAGACGGCAUCGUUUCCUACGAUGAAAAGGAUAUCAGACACUAUCUGCCGUUCUUCUUCUCCUGUUGGACCUCGCAACGUUUGACUCCAGAAAUCUCUUCCUUGGUGACUGUGGUGGCCAACAUUUCAGAUAAAGCACUCAAAGCGCUAUGUAAGGACCCGGAGGUCGCGGUCAUGGGCAAAUACGGUAUCUUCACAGAGCCCCAGUUCAAGUUCAUCAUGAACCAAUUGUUGUUGACUUCCAGAUCGUUUAGAAAAGACGACCGCAAUUCCCAGUACAUUAAACUGUUGAUCGAAAUCAUCAUCAACUCCAUGACUUCCAAACAGGCUUUGGAGGAAGACGGGAUCUUCGAUCUAUUGAAAACGUUCUGGAGAGCACUGCAUACAUUGAUUCAUCCAUCCAACACUGGUGCUUGGUCGGCGCUGUUAUCACAGGCCGUUAAGAGAAUGGCCAUAGUGUUCCAUAUCAGACUCCUUGAAGAGCGUCAAGAUAAGUCCUUAUCUCAUUCAUAUUUGGACGAUUACUCAAAGCUUCCCGAAGAUAUCAAGCUGUCUCCAAAACUUACCGACGAGUUCAUUGACAUCUUGCUGCCACUCAUUCAUUUUGGUGUCCAGUCGAAAUCCGUCUCGCAUAGAAAGAGAUACAUCACUGCCCUGGAGAUCUUGGCCUUUAUCAAUCCAAAGAAAAUCCUCGACGAUGUUUUGAUGGAUAUCUACAAUUCCGUUGAGUCGAUCAACUCAACACAUCGUAUUAACGUUGUUUUGCAUGAAUUAUGUGUGUUGGUGAGAUACAUGGCACUACUUCCUGUUUACCGAGUGCAUAUUCCAAGACUAUUGCUGAUGCUUGUUCCAGGAAUCGACUCUAAUGAUCCAGAGAAGACCAUCUUGACUUUAGAGUUUAUCAAAUCCGUGGCUGCUGUUGUUCCGCUAACGGACCUUUCUAAUGGCGCGGGUGACGAUGGACUGAUUGCUUUGGACUUCACUUCCCAGCAGCUGGCUUAUCUGAACUCUAAAUUUUUCAAGAGUUCUCCAAGACAGAUGAUUUUUGAGGAGGAGGUUCCAGACGAGUUCCCUUAUGAUCCAGAGUUUGAACUUGAGGCCUUGAAAUCGAGCUCUUCGUUGUUUUCCGAAUUCAUCAGACAGUUCACAGAAAAGGCAUUCAAGUACCUUGAGUUUUCUCCAAGUUUAGAGGAUGAUGGCCAGAUGGAAACUAAAGCCAGUGUCUUCAUUUCGCAAACAUUCGACUCAUUAACUGAGUCAUUGUCGGACGAAUUGUUCAGACAGUUAGCAGAUGCUUUCUACGAAUACAUCACAAACAAUGUCCAACAUUUGGUGGCUAUUGUGUUCUUCAAUAUUCUCGAGCUGAUCAUCAGAAGAGAUCCAAAGACUCAGUUCCCAAGAUUCUAUCGUUACUUAGUUGAACAGGUGAACGAUGAGAUCGAUAACGGUGCGGGUGCUUCGCGGACUCAGGACGUUCUUGCCAAAGAUGCUCGGUUGACAUGGUACCUGAAACUUUUGUCAGGUACUCUCCUAGGCGCGACUGGGCUAGAUGACACAACGCUCAAGGAAAUCAAGGACCUGAUUUUGUUUAGACUUUCCAAAUUGAAAGGAGAAGCGGCAUUCGCGUCUCUCACCAUCGCAGAAUCUAUUUUGGCUGGAACCACUCUUCCUAGACUGCUGGAACGGCGUCUUAUUUCCAAGUCUUGGAUUAAGAAGAAUGGACCAAUUGACGAAAGAUGUUGGGGUGGAUUCCAGUUCGAUAAGGCCAGGUUUGACAAGGACAACUUGGACUUUUCUUGGUACGUGCCUUCUGCCAAGAAUAUCGAACAGGCUGUUGACUUCUUUGACUUUGUCACUUCUCUUGCAAUAAAUGAAAUCAACCAGUUUGUUCGGAGUUUUGAUGUCAAAGAAGAGAUUUCUUUGGCUGAUUCAGACAGAAUCGAGUUUAAUGUCAACUUGUUGGAGAGCUCUCUGGCUGGUAUUUGCACGUUAUUUGAUCCGAACUUCAGCUCCAAUCCGUUUCACUCAUCCAAACUUGCGUCAACCCCAUUAUCUGCGUCCGCUUCUAUGACCAGUAUAUCUGAAGAUCGGUCAGACGUUGAGAUGGCAGACUCUCCAGAGCCAGAAAACUUGCCUGCUGAUAUUCCAGGAGAAAUUUUGGUUGAACCUGUGAAAGCUAGUCUUCUUGAAGAUCCAGAUUUGGAGGACCAUCAAGAUCAAGAGACCGAAGAGUUUUCAAAACACGACUCUGACCAGUAUAGUACACAAUCAGAGUCUGAGAUCCCUAGCGGAGUUGCCAGUCCUACCACCAUGGUGGCUUCUGAGGGUUUGACAAGCUAUCUUACUGGUGGUCCCCCUGUUCUUUUCUCGUUUGGUUACCAUUUUGAUGGACAGAGUACCCUUUCCAAUCAUUGCAAUCCAACGUACGUGAAACUUCAUCAGGCUAGAGAGAAUAUUGGUAGAUGCUUGCACGAGCUGAUAUCGUGUCUGAUCCAGCAAGACGGUGCUGUUGAUUUGAGUCAGCAAGUGGUUCACUGUAUUCAAUGCUGGUUAGAAAGCUGUGGAAACUUCACCUCCAAGAACCCGAUUUUUAUUGAUCAGAUUCACCUUGUUGACCUACUCAAUAUUCCCCAUGUUAGCUCUCCAUACUCCAGAACAGUCAUUGGAGCCCGUCUUGCAAUCUACCAUUGCAACAGGCUUUCCGUUUCGCGGUCGUCCAGACUGCCAGGAGAAACCGAUAAGUUGUUGAUCAAGGAUCUCGUCACUUUGGCAGCAAGCAGAUACAACGAGACAGCCCAGACUUCAACAAUGGUUCUUGGAUCUGCAUUGAGAAAGAUACUCAACUGUACAAAUCUUGUGUAUGGUAUUUUCAAGGAGUGGGAAGUUGCAUUGCUGAACGACGACAGAGAGCGGUUGAAGAACGUGCUUCGAUUCUUCUUGGUCCGCAAGUUUAAAGGAUUUGCAGAACGGAGUCUCCAUCAUUUCGGCAAGUACGAAGAGCUGCUUGCUCGUUCGAUCGAGGUGAAUGAAUCUGAAGUCAACGCUCUGGCAAUGAAAUUGUACUCAUCCAUCAAGAACCAUAUCAAGGUCCCAAGUGCAGUUUGUAUGAUUGAGAACAAGUUGGUCGAUACCAUCAAGCCUCCAGGCCUAUAUCUCGAAGAACAGGUCAAGUCUUUGAAAUUGGCAAAGGACCACAAACGGUCAAUUAUGCUCGGACGACUCAAACGGUUGGAGUCGAGCGUUCUUCAACGUGCACGGGAAGACUUGUCUUGGAAGUUCAGACUCAAGGUUUUGGGAUUGCUAGCCGAAGUGCAGUCGAAUCUGGAGGUUUCUCUGAGCCCGGAUAUCUUGCUAUUACUGGGAAACUCUGUCAAUGGUAUCCAUCCCGAGAUUACGGAGGAGUGUAUCAUGUGGCUUGCGUCGAUUCUUGAUGCUACGAGAACCAAAUCUAUGAUUUCUUAUGACUUGCGCAAUUUCUUCUCGCUGGAUUUCAGACUGGUCGAUGUUGCUCCUGUUUCUAAGUUUAUUGGCAAAGACAAUCCUGCUGGCUUCUUCAAAGAGAUGGCCAAUUUCAAGGACCCAAAGUUCUUUAUUGACAGCAAAGUUUGGGUGUCCACUUUGUGUUGGAACAACGACAUGGAAGUUGUCACUAACGAGCCAUCCACCAGCUUGAACCUUUCUCCACAUGACACAGAGACCAUUUCAAGCUUUGGCCAGUUGAUCACAAAGGAGUGGAUCCUUCAAACCCUGAAGCUCCAUAUGGACGAGUCUGAGGCCAAUGCCGAUUUCCAACCCGAUCUCGUUUACUAUCUCUCGCUGCUUGUGCACAUUUGUUCUUGCGGAUACACUCCAAACAUGAAGUACCAGGAAUGGCUUGAGAUUUGCGACGAGAUCUACAACAGAGAAGAGAAACAAACACAUGUUGCGUUGGGCGAGCUUUACUGUGCUCUGUUACUUGCUGCAAAGCACAAUCCAAAGUACUUGAAGGAGACGGACCACCAAAUAGCCACCAAAUUGGCAGAGAUCUUCAAGACGGGAAUCACACAGUCAACACACAAGAUCUGGAAAACGUUCUCGUGGUGGCUGCCUGCGCAUUUCGACUGUCGCCGGUGUCCAGAGCUUGUGUCUCUCAUCACCAACUUUGACAUCCCGCGGACGGGUGAUGUUUCUCCGUUCAUCAUCUCGUCGCGGAUUGGGUUCCUGAAAGCGUACAUGUCGUCGAACCUGAACAGGUUCCACGAUUUCGACGGAUUCACUCGCAAGUUCUUCAAGUCGCUGUCGCACCCAUACCAAACGGUUUCCGAAAGAUCUGCUUCCGUGCUAUUUGAUUCUUUCCUGUUCACCUCGUCGUUAUCGUUCCACAACAGCGAACAACUUGUCCAGGCCAACCAAAACGCACCAGGUGGACUCGGACUGGCGCCAUUUGAGAUUUCUCCCGUGUUUGCAGAGUGUCUGCUGGACUACUUAAAGAAAGUUCAGGAACUAAGCAAGACCAUCUCAGGACUUUCUACACAGGAGAUUGUUGAGUCUGAGUACAUGUACCAUGUUCGUGGACUCCACACGUUGCUAUUAUAUGUUUUUAAGACAGCCCAUGGUGUUCUUCUGGUUCCAUACCUAAAAGACUACAUCAUCCCGCACUUAUUUGAACUCGACACCAUGAAAGACGUUUGCCAGUUGGUUCAUCUCAACACCAACGUUAUUUAUUUCCUGAUCGCCUCGAUCCGCUACAACAACGAGCAAACAGAAACAUUCAUUGACCUGAUGAUCAACGACUUUGGUCUCAAGAGUCCAAAUAUGGUCCAGAAGGACCAUCUGUUAACAAUUUUACAAAGCUACUACACAGUGAGAUACAUGACCAUCAGCUCGAAACAGCGGGCCAAACUAAUUGAAAAGGUGGUUUCGUUCUUGUACUUGUCUCCCGUUUCUGUCAAGGAGCAGGCUGCUGCGGUAUUCUCUGCGAUGAUCCACGGCUCGGUUGCCUUUGAGUCCCAGGCCCUGAUCGAGAGCUAUGUCAAGAAAUUCACAAAAAUCAUCAAUUCCCACCGUCGCAUAAAGUCCAAGAAACUCACUAUGGACGAGACUAACCUCGUGCACGGCGCAACUUUGGGACUCGGUGCCCUGCUGAACGCUUUCCCGUACACAUCUCCCCCUCCAAAAUGGCUUCCUAAUGUGCUGUGGAUCCUGGCCGGCAGAUGUUCGACGUACGAAGGUGCCAUUUCCAGGACUGCCAAGUCAAGCCUGUCCAUGUUCAAGAAAACCAGACAGGAUACAUGGCAUAUCGACUCCCAGUUCUUCACCGAAGACCAACUCGAGGAGCUGGAAGGAGUUUCAGGCAAGUCCUAUUAUUUAUGA